Molecule: messenger RNA, 18423 nt
Organism: Rotaria sordida
Lineage: Eukaryota; Metazoa; Rotifera; Eurotatoria; Philodinida; Philodinidae
Source: the annotation of a GenBank genome assembly
AUGUCGUCGUCAACGUGGAAUCCAGCUAGCUUAUCAUCAUUCAUAUUUGACCGUAAUCGAUAUCGACGUAGUGCAAGUGAGCAAACACAUACAGUAACAACGCAUGAAUAUCAUAGUUAUCGACGAAGAGAAUCACCGUGUCCAUAUCAAAGUCAUUGUGAAUAUUGUCCUUGCAUAAAUUGUCGUCUUUAUCGUCAACCAUCCUAUCGACAUCAUAUGAGUCGACGUCAAACAUCAAGUUUUACACCAGAGGGGCGUAAAGAAUUUUAUUCUAGCGCUCAUUCUAUACGAGAUGAAAUGAGGAAAGGUAGUCCAACGGGUAUUGGGAUAGCGCUAAAUUCAUUUCGUCAAUUUUCACCACAAACUGAAUAUCAACAGAGGCAGCAGCAGCGACGUCGACAGCAACAACAACAACAACAACAACAGCACCAACAAGCUUAUCAGCCUCAUCAUUUUCAUGAUUAUAAUGAAUAUGAACGUCAACGACAAGAACGUUUGUUACAGAUCAAUCGGCGCAGCACACGAGAAGUUCAACCAGGUGAUCAAGCUGUACCAAGUGCUACUAGUACUAGUCGAUAUGACGAGGCUGUCAUCAAGCGAAGAUAUGUCUUCGCUGACGUCCUCGAGAGCGAACGAUCAUAUGUUGCUGAUCUUCAACGUAUUAUUGAAAUUUAUCUAUAUGAAUUAACUCGUCAAGAAUGCCCGUGGUUCGUCAAAGAAAAAAAAGAUCUUUUAUUUAGCAACAUCGAAGACAUAUUCGCAUUCCAUAAAGUACUAUUCUUGAAUGACUUAACUAAUGCUAUUGAACAUGAGCCAAAGGAAUUGGCUUCUGUAUUUUUACGUCGACGAGAUCAAUUUUUAAAUCUUUAUUCUCAGUAUAUGUAUGAUCGUUCACGAUCUGAACAUGUACUACAAACAAAUCCAAAUAUUCAACGUUAUUUUGAUGAAUUAACACAACGAUUAGGUUUAUCAAGUGAUUUAACACUUAAUAAUUUACUUAAUCGACCUAUACAACGACUUGAAAAAUAUAAAAAUAUUUUACAAGAAAUGGUUAAAUAUACAAAUCGUAUGCGUGAAGAUAGUACAAUAUUUCAACAAGCUUAUACAAUGAUAAGCAAUGUUAUAAAUGAUGCACGACAACGUGAUGCAACUGAACUUAUUGAUAAUAUACCAUUUACUAAUGAACAAUUAGGAGAUCUAAAACGUCAUGAUGUGGUUUUAAUUAAAACAGCCGAUCAUGAUCUUGAUUCAGUCAAUGAAAUUGGUACACGUUUACGUGAAAGAUUUUUAUAUUUGUAUCGUCAUAAAAUUGUUUUAUGUCGACGUAAACGUGCGGAUAGUCGAUUGGAAUCAAGAUCAUUAGCAUUCAAACAAGCAUAUAAUACAAAUGAAAUAACUUUUAUUCAAGAAAACUUUCCUGAUGAUGAUAAAAAAUUUGAAAUAACAUUUAAUGAUAAUGAACGUGUUACAUUUCAUGCUCGAAAUGCUUUUUCAAAAAUGUCUUUAGUUAGAGCAUUAAGAGAUAAUCUUAAGUCUCUUGGUUUUGUCGAAGAAAUUGAAAUGGUUGAGACAACUGAAACUGAAGAUGACACACGACAAAAACGUUCGACAGUAAAAAAACGUACAAUGGACGUUUUAGAAUCAACAAUAUUAGAACAACAAAAACGUGGUCGUUCAUCAGGACAGACAACAUCUGGUACAUCAGAUUUUUAUUCUGUUGGAAGUGAAACUGAAUCAAGUUAUCAAACAGCUGGAGAAACGGAAGAUUUUAAACCAAAAUUUCUGAAAAAAUUAAAUGAUACAUUAGCAACAGAGGGUGAUUUUGUCACAUUAGAAUGUAUUGUUGUUAGUACAACACCAGUACAUGCUACAUGGUUCAAAAAUAAUAUUCCUUUACAAGAUAAUGCUGAUUGUAGAUUAAUACAAGAAGAUAAACGUUUUCAAAUACACAUUAAAGAAGCUUUUGUUGAAGAUGGAGGUGUUUAUUCAAUAAAAAUUUCUAAUCAUGCCGGAACAGUUAUUUGUAGCUGUAAAUUAUUUGUACGAGAAGAAACAAGUGAUGAACGAACAAUACGCGAUGAUUUAGUUAUUCGUGAAGGUUCAUCACCUGAAGCAAAAAAAGAUACAACUGAUAAUGAAGAAGAAUUACGUAUAACAGAAAUGACAUAUGAUCAAACUGGUGCAUAUAAACUAACACCACAUAUUGGUCGAGCACCAAUUUUUCUUCAAUCACUUAUGCCAAUUAUUUCUAAAGCUGGAGAUAUUGUUACAUUGAAAUGUACUGUUACAGCAACACCCAUGCCAUCUGCUAUUUGGUAUAAAAAUAGUCAAGAAAUUCAGCCAGGUGGUCGUUAUUCAGUAUUUCAGGAUCAAAAUGGAACUUAUUCAUUAGUUAUUUCGGAUGCUUUACCACAAGAUUCAGGUUCAUAUGAAAUUACAGUACGAAAUCAAUAUGGUACAGCAAAUUCAAAAACAAAUUUACAAAUUCUUGAACGUGAAAGUGUUUUUAUUCCAAUACCAGCAACUCGAGUAUCAACAGAAGAACAUGGAACAGCUAAAUUAUCAUGUGCAGUUAAACGACCAGAUGUUUAUGUUGAUUGGUAUAAAGGUGAACAAGCAUUAUUUAGUGAAAAACAAGAAGAAAAUCAUAAAUAUAAACGUGUUGAUGAUGGUUUACAAAGAGAAUUAAUUGUUAAAAAUGUCUCAACAGAUGAUCAAGGAGAUUAUGUUUGUCAAGCAGAUAAAUAUCGUGUUACACUUCAUCUUAAUGUUCAAGGACCUGCUGCUGAAUUUGUACGUCCACUUGAAAAUAUUGAAGUAACAGAAAAUAAUGAAGCCGUUUUUGAAUGUCAAUUAUCAAAAGAAGAUGCUCAAGUUGAAUGGUGGUUUCGUGGAAUACCGAUUGUUACAUCACAACAUCAUUUAAUUGCAUCACGUGGUUAUAUUCGUCAAUUGAUUAUACCAAAAGUUGCUAUGAAUGAUGAAGGUGAAUAUUCAAUACGUGUUGAUAAUAAAAAUACGUCAACUGCUCAAUUAUUUGUCAAAGAACAACCAAUUAUAUUUCGUCGUCCAUUACGUUCACAAAUUAUUGAAGAAAGUUCAUUAACAGUAUCUAAUAAUGCUGUUUUUGAAUGUGAACUUAAUAAACCAUUAAAACAAAUGUUAUGGUUUAAAUCAAAUGUUCAACAUUUAGCUCCAUCAGAUAAAUAUCAAAUAGAAUCAUUUGCAAAUGGUCUUAUUCAUCGAUUAACUAUUCGUAAUGUUAAUUUACGUGAUGAUGGAGAAUAUACAGCAUCAACUGGAUUAAAUACAUCACAAGCUCGACUUACUAUUGAAUCAUUAUUACCAGUUUUUAUUGUACCAUUAAUGGAUGCACGUGCUAAUACACGUGAAACAGUUAAAUUAUCAUGUGAAACAAGUAAUUCUUGUCAAGUUAUAUGGACACAUCGUGGCAAGAAAAUUAUUGAAAAUAGUUAUAAAUAUACAAUAGGAAACUUUAAUAAUUCAACGUUACAUACUCUUGAUAUUGAUGAUUUGGAUUUACGUGAUCAAGGUGAAGUUUUAUGUUCGAUAGCACAACAUCCAUCUGUUGCAACAACUUGUAAACUACUUGUUGAAGAUGCUCAACAACAAUCGGCAUUUUUUACACCAUUAAAACCAUUUAUGGAAGUUGGUCGUGGCCAAGAUGCAAUACUUGAAUGUGAAACAUAUGAAUCAACAUAUUUUCAAUGGUUUAAAGAUGGUACAACAUUGACGCAAACAAGUAAUAAAUAUCGAACAUUUGGUGAUGAAAAACAUUCAACAUUAAUUGUCAAACAAUUUACUGAAUAUGAUGAAGGUGUUUAUACAUGUGUAACACGAGAAGGUAAAUCAACAUCGACAACAAUUCGAACAGUUAUUCAUCGUGAACGAACACCACGUAGUGAAGAACGUUUUGGUUCAUAUAUGAAAAUUGAUUCACCACGUGCAAGUCAAACACCUGAGUUAGGUGGUUAUCGUUCAAGUGUGAGUCCAACAGCUCCUCGUUAUAUACCAUCAUUAGGCGAUGAUGAUCGACGUAGAUCACCACGUUUUGAAGAAACACGACGAACAAAAAAGAUUACAAUACAUGAAACAAGUGAACAACGUGUAUCUUCAGGACCUAGACCAGGUACAACAAAAUCUCGUCCAAGUGCGAGUCCAAGUCCACAACGUGAAUAUAUUCGUAGUGGUUAUUCAUCAGGAACAAGUCCUGAACGAGAACGUAUAUCAAUGCCACGUCAUUUUUCUCCAUCGACAACAUAUAAAUCAUCAAGUCAAUUACAAGAAUUUAGUCAUUAUAUUGAUCGUAGUUCACAAUCUCCAUCACCAUCACCAACACGUAAAACAAGUAUUACACUUACAAAUGUUACUCCAUCAGCAAAAAUGCCACCUGUCUAUGAAGAACAAGAUGAACAUCAACGACAUCGUACAUCUGUUACAUUUUCACCAAGUCGAUCACCAGCUCGACAACCAUCAACACGUACAUCAGCUGAACGAAAAGUUGUUGAAAUGCAGAUACCAAUGAGUCCAACUAUGCCACGUCAUGAAUUAAAACAUGCACCAUAUCGUGAAGAAUCUAUACCGGAAGAACGUAUACAAUUUCUUGAUAGUGAAACAUAUGAUAAACAGACACCAAUAUUUCAUCGUGAAGAACCAUAUGGUUUAAGUACAUCACGUGUACAAAUAACUGAAACAUUAGCAAUGGUACAAAUAACUCAACCAUUAGUUGAUACACGUGUUGAACAAGGUAAACCAUUACGACUUGUUGUUGAAACAUCUCAACCAUCAAGUGAAGCUACUUGGUUUAAAACUGAUAUUUAUUCAACAGCACCUAAUCAAGCUAAAAAAUUAGAUGAAAAUGGCAAAUAUCAUAUGAUAACACAAGGUACAAGACAUAUUCUUAUUGUUCCAAAUGCUACAAGUGAUGACAAUGGUGAAUAUAUAUGUCGAAUACAAAAUGCUAUGACACGUGCACAAGUACAAGUAACUAAUGAAGAUUUACAAUUUAUUCGACGUUUACCACCAUCAAUUGAUGUUAUUGGUGGACGUGAUAUUAUUAUUGAAUGUGAAAUGAAUAAAAUGGAUACACAAGCUAUAUGGAAAAAAGAUAAUGAAUUGAUUCGAGCUCCUCAAAAAUUUAUUCCAGUAUCAGAAAAUAAAAAACAUAAAUUAAUUAUUAAAGAUGCAAGUAGUGAAGAUUCUGGUCUUUAUACAGUUAUUGUUAAUGAUCUUGAAUCAACAACAUAUGUUAAUGUAACACCUGAACCAUUACUUAUAUUAAAACCACUUCAAGAUCAACGUGUACAUUCAGGUGAUACAGUUACAUUUACAUGUGUUUGUUCCAAAGCUCCUAAAACUGUACAAUGGUAUUUAAAUGGUUAUCCAUUACCAAUAAAUGAACGUUAUCAAACAAAAUUAAUUGAUCGUGAAAUACAAUUAACAAUAAAUAAUGUACAAGAAUCUGAUAUUGGAACAAUAACAUGUUGUUUAAAUAAUACAAUAACAACAGCAAAUUUAACAUUAGAUGAUAAAGAUAAAACAUUAAAAUUUAUUAAAUUAUUAGAAGAUGAUGAUACAGGACAUAUUCAAGUUGAUUCACCAUUUAUGCUUGAAUGUCGAACAAAUCGACCAACAUAUCAAAUUCGAUGGUUUAAAGAUAAUAGAGAAAUUAGUCAAUAUGAUCAAGUUAUGAGAACAAUUUCCGAUGGAUGUACACAUGUACUUCAAAUUUCUCGUGCUCAACCUGACCAUACUGGUCGAUAUCGUUGUGUUGUUACUGAUUCACUUGAAACUUCUUGUCAUAUAACAGUUCGUGAACCUGAAUAUCGUUUUACUCAAUCAUUACCUUCAAAUAUUCAAUUUUCACCUCAAACUGAUCGAUCAUUAACACUUGAUGGUACACUUAAUCGAAAACCAACACAAAUUCAAUGGUUUAAAAAUAGUAUUGAAAUAUUUCCAUCACGAAAACAUGAAAUAGUUAAUGAACAUCAUGUUGUUGCCUUAAUUAUUCAUGAUUUAUCACCAGAUGAUCAAGGUUUAUAUCGUUGUGUUAUUGCUAAUGGACAAGCUGUAAAUGAAUGUCAAGUAUCAAUGAAUUUAAUGACAGAAAGUGAUCGUCGUUUAAUAAAACCAUUACAAGAUCAAAAUAUAUAUGUACAUGAUACAUGUACAUUACAUGUACAAUUUCAAGGUGAUGCACCUGAUGUUAAAUGGUAUAAAAAUGGUCAAGAAAUUUAUCCAAAUCAAAAAUAUCGUUUAGUACGACAUGGAAAUGAACAAACAUUAAUUAUAGAUGAUUGUCAAUUAACACAGGAUCAAGCUUAUUAUAGUUUACGUUUAGCUACAAAUCCAAAAGUUGAUUUAACAUCAUGUUAUGUUCAAGUUAAAGAUAAAUAUGUUACUAUAACAAAACAUCUUGAACCACAAAGAUGUAUUUUAGGACAAAAACAACAAGUUCAAUUUGAUUGUGAAACAACACCAACAGAUAAAAAACCGGUUUGGCUUUUUAAUAAUCAACCAAUUGAUAAUUCAUCAAAAUAUGAAUUAGUAUCAACAGAUAAUACACAUCAUUUAUUAUUUAUUCAUCAACCUGAAUUAUCUGAUCAAGGACAAUAUACAAUAUCAUUUCCUGAAAGUAAUCAAUCAUCAACAGCUAAUUUACAAGUUUUACAAACCCCAUCAACAUUAGAAUUUAUUCAACCACUUGAUGAAGUAUUUUUAUGUGAAGAAGGUGAUAAUUUUGUACUUGUUACACGUACAAAUAAACCAACACAAGUUAGUUGGAUGAAAAAUGGUUAUAAAUUAUCAACGAAAACAAAAUUAGAUUCAUUACCAACGAAUGAACAUCGUUUAACAAUUGACAAAGCACAAAAAAUUGAUCAUGAAGGUAUUUAUACAUGUAUUAUUGAUGCAAAUAAUAUUGCAACACAAUGUCAUGUUAAAAUUCUUGAACGUGAAUUACAAUUAAUUCAACCAUUACCAAAACAAAUACGUUUAAAUGAACAUGAUACAUUAACAUUAAUAUGUGAAACAAAUCGUAAACCAAAAAAAGUUCAAUGGUUUAAAGAUCAAUCAAAUAUACCAUUAGAAACAAAUAAUUCAUUAAUGAUUAUUAAUGCUGAUGAAACAUGUACAUUAAUUAUUAAUAAUGCUAAUAAAUUUGAUUCAGGUACAUAUACAUGUCGUCUUGAAGAUCGUUUAAUAACUGUUUCGGAUGUUAAAAUACAUGAAUCUGCUGUACAAUUUGUUGAUGGUCCACAAUCAUAUCUCGUUUGGAGACGACGAGAAGAUGGACCUGUUGUUAAUAUAAGUUGUACAUUAAAUAAACCAAAUGUACCAGUUAAAUGGUUUCGUGAAAAUCAAGAAAUUCGACCAGAAUUAAAUAAUAAAUAUGAAGUUAUAUCUGAAGGUACUAUUCAAUGUUUAUUAAUACAUGAUGCACAAAAAGAAGAUUCAACUAAAUAUGUUAUUUCAUUGGGAACUACAUAUCGUGCAUGUCAUCUUGAUGUUGUUGAUGAUACGGGAUUGUCAACCGAUGAUGAAAGUUUUGAUCGUGUUGUACAACCUUUAUUUCCUCUUCAACGACAAGAAGUUAUGGAAGGUGAUUCUCUAACAAUUGAAGUAUCACCUGACAGUGAUCUUCGACUAACAUCACCAAAUCAAUUUCGUUUAUUAAAAAAUAAUCAACCUGUAGUUGAUGAUUCUCAUAUACAAUUAGAACGUGAUACUUCAUCAAUUGAUUCGAAUCGAUGGGUUAUUCGUUUAGUUGAUGUUGAUCUAAAAGACUCAGGUGUUUAUUCAAUUGAAAUAAAUAAUCAAAUUCGACAAGAUUUACUUGAUUUAUCUGUUAAAAAACGUCCAAUACAACGACAAUUUAUAACAUUACCAAAAGAUGAAUUUUAUUUACAUGAAACAAUAACACUUGAAUGUAAAUUUGAACGACCAAUAAAAACAAAAAAUCUUUUACCAACGUGGUUUAAAAAUGGUCGUCCAAUACAACCGUCUAAUCAUUAUUUAAUUAAUGUUGAAAGUUCAAUAAAAGAUGGUCCAACAAAAUAUUCAAUAACAAUUAAAAAUGUUGAUUUUAGUGAUGAAGGUAUCUAUGAAUUACGUAGUGAUUAUCUUAUUGUUGAAACUCCAUUUGUUCGUAUUAUUGAAAGACCUACUCAACCAGCACCAUUACGUACAGUAACUGAAGGUGAUAGUCUUCAAAUCGAUGUUAAUAUUGAUCAAAAGGAUUAUCAACAAAUUUCACCAGAUGAUUUACUUAAUCAAAUAACAGUAUUAAAAGAUAAUCGUCCAAUAAUAAAUAAACCUGAAAUAAAUAAAUGGUUUGAUGGUAAAGAAUUUAACUUAGAAUUAAAAAAUUUAUCAUUAAAUGAUCGUGGUUUAUAUGAAAUUGAUAUUCAAGGACAACGUACAUCAAUAUGUUUACUUGAUGUUAAAGAACGACAACCAGAUGUAUUUUUACUUGAUUUAGAUCGAAAUACAUUUGAAGAAGGUGAAACAAUACGUUUAGCAUGUACAUUUCCACAACGACCAGGUCCAAUUGCAAAUUGGUUUAAAGAUGGACAUUUAAUACAUCCAAAUGAAAAUAUACAAUUAAUUGAUGAAAAUAAUACAUUAACUAUUGUUAUACGUAAUGCUAAACGUACAGAUUCAGGUGUUUAUGAAGUUCGUAUUGGUCCAGUUAUAGCACGAGCACCUAUGAUUUAUGUUAUACCUAAACGAGAACAACCGGAUAUACCUGUACAAAAUGUUCGAGAAGGUGAUACAGUUACAUUAUCAGUUGAAGGUUUACAAACAAAUGUUAGACCACAAGAUAUUCAAUUAUUAAAAAAUGGGAAACCAAUAGUACCUUCACAAAAACCAAAGACAUCGAUUAAACGAGAAGAUGAUAAACUUCGUAUUAUAUUACAAACAUUAGGACUUGAUGAUUCAGCAUUAUAUAGUGUACAAAUUCAAAAUGAUAUUCAUCCAUUAGCACAAAUUGUUGUUGAACCACGUCAACCUGAAAUUCAACAAAUGCAACUUGAACAAGAUACAUUUUAUAUUGGUGAUACAGUUACACUUGAUUUAGAAUUUACAAAUGAACCAACAGAACAACCACGUUGGACAAAAGAUAAUAUUCUACUUCGAAAUAAUGAACGAGUAUCAAUUGAAACUAUUGGAAAUCGAGUUACUUUAAUUGUACGAGAUUUACGAUUAGAUGAUGCUGGUGUUUACGAAGUUCAAAGUGGUCCAUUAAUUGUUCGUACACCAUUUAUAAAUGUCGUCGAACGUCCACAUGAUGUAACUGAAAUUGUUGAUGAAACAAUAACAUAUACAAUUACACCAAAUCGUCCAUUACCACCUGUUGAAACAAAAGUUUGUACAAUAAAAGAAGGUGAUGAUGUUACACUUAAAAUAAGUUCUCCAACACCAAUAACAAUAAAUGAUGUUCAUUUAUAUAAAAAUGGUCAACCAAUUCCAAUUGAUAAUGAAACACGAAAACAUAUUCGUCUUGAACAAUUUGGAAAUAAAGAUGUUCGUUUAACAAUAACAAAUGCACGUUUAAUUGAUGCUGGUGAUUAUAGUGCAGUAAUUAAUGAUAAUAUGCAAUCAAUAAUAAAACUUGAUGUUCAACCACGUGAAUUACAAAUACAAAUGAUUAAUUUACCACAAGAUACAUUUAAAGAAAAUGAAACAUUAAAAAUUGAUUGUCGAUUUCCACAAUCAAAUAUAAAUACAGAUUAUAAAUGGUAUAAAGAUAAUCAACCAAUAAUUCCAAAUGAUCGUAUUGUAAUGAAAAAAGAUACAAAUAGUGAUUCAUUAACUAUUCUUAAUUUACAAAUAAGUGAUGCUGGUGUUUAUGAACUUCGAAAUCCAAAUAAUAUUUUACGUACACCACCAAUUAAAGUAAUUUCUACUGAGAAAAAAAUUAAUAUCGAAGAAUUACGACCACAAGUUAGUUCAAAACUUGUUCAUGAAGGUGAUACUGUUACUUUUGAAUUAACACCAAAUUUUGAUGUACCAUUAAAUAAAAUAGAAUUAUUUCAUGAAGAAAGUCCUAUAACACAUGAACCACAUGUUCAUAUGAAAAAAGAUUAUAAAACAAAUUCUAUAACUGUACAAAUUGAAGAUAUUAAAAUACCUGAUCAUGGUUUAUAUACAGCUAUUGUACAAGGUCAAUCUGUACCAUUAGCUGAAUUAAUUGUUGAACCACGACCAACAAUAAUACAAAAUAUGGAUUUACCUAAAGAAGUUUUUUAUACCGGUGAACGUCUUGAACUUGAAUGUGAAUUUCCACAAGUACCAAAGGGUGAUCAACCAAAAUGGUUUAAAAAUAAUCAACUAUUACAACCAACACCAAAUAUACAUUUAUUAACAGAAAAUAAUGGACGAAAACAUUCAUUAAUUAUUGAUCAUUUAAAACCAGAAGAUACAGGACAAUAUGAAUUAAGAGUUAAAGGCUUAAUUGUUCGUACACCAUUAAUACGUGUUAUUCAACGUGAACAACCACAAAUUGAUCAACAACCAAGUCCAUAUAUUGUUACUGAAGUUGAAGAUGAUCAAGAUAAAUAUAAACUUAAACCUGAACAACCACAAAGACGAAUAAGUCAAGUUGUUAUUGAAGAUAUUACCAGUCAACAAAAUAUUCCAUCUUCACCAAUAUCUCGUGAAAAUAUACAACGAGUUCAAGAAGGUGAUUCAAUACAAUUAAAAGUUGUUAGUACACUUGAUGUAAAACCAAAUCAAAUUCGUUUAAUACAUGAUGGUGUACCAAUUGAUACGAAAAAACGUUCAUCAAUUAUUGUUCAUCGUGUAUCACCUGGUAAUUAUACUGUAUCAUUACUUAAUCUACGUGUAUCAGAUUCUGGUAAAUAUGAAUAUCAAGUAGAAGGUGCUCCAACACCUAAACAUUUAGUUACACUUUAUGUUGAACCACGAGCAAUAAAAGAAAAAACUCUUGAUAUACCACAAACAACAUUUAAUGUUGGUGAAUCAAUUUUAUUUAAAGUUGAUUUUGAUGAAAAAGAUCAAAUAACUGAAAUACCUAAAUGGUAUAAAAAUGAAAUGUUUAUACCAAUUGAUACAAGUCCAAGACAUAAAUUAACUAUUGAUCGUAUUACUCGUACACAUACAUUUGAAAUAUAUAAUUUACAAGUAGAAGAUAGUGGAGUUUAUGAGAUGCGUACACCUAAUUUAACAGUUAAAACACCUGAAAUUAAAGUUAUACCUAAACCAGGACCAAAACCAACUGAAGAAGAAAUUCGUCCAGCACAAGAAGUUAUUCGAAAAUCAUCUGUUACAAUUGAUAUGAAAAAACCUAAAGAACAAUUAGUUGAAACACAACCAGUCGAAGAAUUUCAACCUGUUGAUGAAAAUAUACCUGUUCAUGAAGUAACUGAAGGUGAUAUGAUGCAUUUAACUGUUGAAAAACCUUCAAAUGUUCAUUUAUCUGAUAUCAAAUUAUUUAAAAAUAAUCAACCAUUAAUACCAUCAAAGAAUAUUCAUACUGAAACAACAUCACCAACAACAAUUGAUAUUAAAUUUUCACCUGUUGAAUUAAUUGAUAAUGGUUUUUAUUCAAUUAAAAUACGUGAUCAAAUUCAACCAAUUAUGCAAUUAAAUGUACGUCAAAAACCAAUACAAAGACAAAUUAUGAAUUUACCACAAGAUACAUUUAUUGAAAAUGAAACAUUAACUAUUGAAUGUAAAUUUGAUUCAAAACCAAAUACAGAAUUUAUUUGGACAAAAGAUGGUUCAAUUUUAUAUAAUGAUUCAAGAAUAAUUAUUAAACAAAAAAAUGAAACAUUUACAUUAAUUAUUAAAGAUUUAAAAUUAUCUGAUCAAGGUGUUUAUUCACUUGAAAGUAAAUAUUUAAUAUUGGAUACACCAUUUAUUCAUAUCUUACCUAAACAACAACCACAACAACAACCAACUGUUCAAAUUCAACGUGAUGAAACAACAGUAACUAUGCAGCCAAGUGUAACGGUUGCUGAUAAAGUUGAAGAAAUAAAAAUAAAAGAACAACCAUUAGAACAAGUACCAGCACCUACCGCUGUAAUUGAAUCAAAAGCGAAGAAACCAGAUGAAACAAUAACGACAACAACAACAAUUGAACAACAAGAACAAGAACCAUCAGUUAUAGUUAGUGCACCAGUUGUUAAACCUGAACCAACGAAAGAAGAAAUUAUUGUUCAAACUCAACAACCAGUUCCAGUUGAACAAGUUGUGGAAGUUAAAACAACAACUGUUGAAGAAACUCAACCACAACCAAAAUUAACUGUAACUGAACAACAAGAACAAAUCAUUGAGCAGCCAAUUGUUACUCCUGUCGAACGACCAAAACCUUCUGUUGAAACUCAACCAGAACAACCUGUUACAACAACGACUCAAGUCGAAGAACAACCUUUACCACAAGUUACAACCGAUAUAUCAUCGACUAAACCAAAAACAGAGGAACAACCAAUUUCGACAACUAAAACGAUCACUAUACCUACUACUGAUAUCACGACUUCACAGGAACAAAUAAGUCCUGUCGUGACUACUGAACAAGAAACGAUACCAACUGAAAAACAGAUUGAAACUACCGUCUCAAUCGAACAAAAACAACCAGAAAUACCUAUUGAUACUGUGCGCAAAUUGGAAGAACAACAAGAAAUAAUAACUACAACUGAACAGAUUAUCGAGACACCAUUAGAUAAGAAGCCUGAACUUGAAAAACCAACAGUUGAACAAACAAUAAUCAAAGAGGAGGAAACAAAAAUAAUAACAGACACUACUCCUCGCAUAGAAGAGCUUACUGAAGAACACAAACUUAUCAUAGAACAACCAAAAGUUUCCGAAGAAACUGUAACAGUUAUUGAAGAAAUACGACAAAAGGAAGAGGCACCUGCCGUAGAACAACCAAAACAAGAAAUUCCAAAACUAUCAGAGACACUCCCUGAAGUGUCAACUACGACAGUUCAAAAAAAAAUAAAAACUGUUGAAGAACAGCAGUUACCUUCAAUUGAACAACCAACUGUUGAACAAACUAUCAUCACCGAUGAAGUAACCACAACCGAAACUAUUCCGAUAGUUAAAGAAACCCCUACUACUAUAGAAGAAGUCAUUCAAAAAGAUGUUUCUCCUGUCAUAGAGGAGAUACAAAAACCUACUGAAAAAAGACCAAUUAUUGAAGAAGUCAUUGAAGAAAACCCGAAGCCGGCGACUACAGUAACCGAAGAAGUGACUACCAUUGAGGAGAUCAUUCAAGAAACAAAAGUACCAGUCGAAGAACAACCGGAACAGCCCAUUCAACCUACUUCCACAACAGAGGAAGUAAUUGAAGAAGCUCUAAAAGUGCCAACUACAAUUGUCGAAGAGAAAUCAGAAACAAAACCUACUGAACAGAUAACAACAAUUGUUAAAGAGGAAACAAUAACAGAAAAAGAAAAGCCAAUAACAGAUGAACGAAUUGAAGAAAAACCUACUGUUCAAGAAAUUGUCACAACAGAAGAAGUAACCAUAACUGAAACUAUUCCGACGAUUAAAGAAACUCCUACUACUACAGAAGAAGUCGCUACUACUAAAGAGUUUAUCGAAGAAAAACCGAAAACGCCUACAACAAAUAUUGAAGAAACGAUCAUCACUGAAGAAGUUAUUCAAGAAGAGAAAGUACCAGUUAAAGAACAACCGAAAUAUCCAACUGAAACGGCUUCUACUACAGAGGAAGUUAUUGAGGAAACUUCGGAAGUGCCAAUUACAGUAGUCGAAGAGAAAUCAGAAACAAAACCUACUGAACAGAUAACAACAGUCGUUGAAGAAGAAACAAUAAAAGAAAAAGAAAAACCAAUAACAGAUGAACGAAUUGAAGAGAAGCUUAGAGUUGAAAAAAUUAUUUCUGACAUACCAACUAAAACUGUUGAAGAACAGUUAAUUUCACCCGAAAAACCAGCUAUUGAAGAAACUAUUACAACAGAAGAAGUAACCAUAACUGAAACUAUUCCGACGAUUAAAGAAACUCCUACUACUACAGAAGAAGUCAUUCAAAAGGAUAUUUCUCCUAUCAUCGAGAAGACAGAAAAACCUACUGAAAAAAUACCAAUUGUUGAAGAAGUUACUACUACUGAAAAAGUCAUUGAAGAAAAACCGAAGCCAACAACUACAGUAGUUGAAGAAGUGACUACCACUGAGGAAGUCAUUCAAGCAAUGAAAGUACCAAUCGAAGAGCAACCGAAAUAUUCAACUGAAACAAUUCCCACAACAGAGAAAGUAAUUGAAGAAGCUCCGAAAGUACCAAUUGCAAUUGUCGAAGAGAAACCAAAAACAAAGUCUACUGAACAAAUAAAAACAAUUGUUGAGGAAGAAGCAAUAAAAGAAAAACCAUUAAUAGAUCAACCAACCGAAGAAAAGUCUACAAUUGAAAAAAUCGUUUUUGACGUACCAGCUACGACUGUUGUUGAAACUAUUACUAAAGAAGAAGUAACUACAACUGAAACUAUUCCAACAGUUAAAGAAAGUCUUACUACUACAGAAGAUAUUGAAGAAGGACCAAUCGUUGAAGAGGCUAUCACUAUUGAAGAAUUUGUCAAAGAAAAACCAAAAACUCAAACAGCAACUAUUGAAGAAACGAUCAUCACUGAAGAAGUUAUUCAAGAAAAAAAAGUACCCGUUGAAGAACAACCAAAAUAUUCCAUUGAAACAAUUUCCACUACAGAGGAAGUAAUUGAAGAAGCACCGAAAGUGCCAACUACGGUUGUCGAAGAGAAACCUGAAAUGAAACCUAUCGAGGAAGUGACUACUACUUUUCAAGAAGAGACAGUCGUAGAAGAAGAGAAACCAACACAAACACAACCAAUUGAAGAAGUGACAAAAGCUGAAGAGAGCAUCCCAAAAGCACAGACGACGACAAUUGAAGAAGAAAUCAAAACUAUUGAAGAACCGUUCGUUUCCAUUGAAAAACCAGUUGUCGAGCAACCGGUCACAGAAGAAGAAGAAAUACCAAUAACAGAAACUAUUUCAACAGUUACUGAGACUGUUAUUAUCACAGAAACGCCAUCAAAAGAAACAGUACCUGAUCAAGAGCAAUCAAAACUAACUACUGAGGUUAUAGAAGAAUAUAAAACUCCUAUCACUGAACAACCAACAAUAACAGCAAUUACUGAAGAAACUACUACUAUUACAGAACAAGUAAUACCGGAAGAUACAGUUCCAUCCGUAGUAGAAACACCGAAAACUAUUGAAAAAAUUCCAACUGCGGAAGAAAAACCAACAGAACUAAUUUCCACCGUCGAGGAAGUUACACAAGAAAAACCUUCGGUAGAUGAACAAAUAAAACCCAUAAUCGAAAUAGUCUCAACUAUUGAAGACAUAAUUCCUACAGAAAAGAUUGAAGAGCAACCGGUGCCGAAAGAAGAAACUCCAAAAGCACCUACUACAGUUACUGAAGAACUUGUUGAAAAGAAAAUUGAAUUAAAACCUAUUGAGGAAAUAACUACUAUCACUGAAGAAAAGUUAACAAGUGAACAAGAAAAACCAACGAUAACUCAACAAGUUGAAAAAACGUCUGAAGUUGAAGUUCCGACCACAACUGUAUCAGAACAAAUCACAACAACUAAGGAAGAAUUGACUACUCUCGAAAAGCCUACUGUAGAAGAUGUUGUUCAAAAAGACAUAGUACCUUCAGCAGAAGAAGUAGUUAAAAUCCCUGAAGUGCCAGCUCCAGUUGCCGAAGAUGUAGCUGCAGAAAAAUCUGCAAUGAAACCAGACAUAAUUCAAACAGUAGAAGAAUCCAAAACAGAACAAAUCCUUUCUGAAACAUCGAUAAAACCAUCUGAAGUUCCGCAUGAAACUAAAGAGACUAUAACUACUACGGAACAAGUGUACGAAGAAAAGAAAGUACAUUUUCAGGAACAACCCAAAGAGACUAUCGAAACAAUAGAAGACAAGACCAUAACAGCUACUGAACAGCCAAAAUCAACAACAUCCAUUAUUGAGGAUGAAACUACUACUCAAACACUUGCACCGGAAGAGACAGUUUCGGAACAAGAGCAAAUAAUAACUCCGCUAGUUCAAGAUACGAUUGUCGAACAACAACCAGUAGUGACAGAAACAGUGACUACCGAAGAAAUUUUUCCUACUUCUGUACAAGUUAAACAAGAAGAGACAAUAUCAACAGUAGUAGAUACAACAAAACCUACUGAAACAGUUAUAGAAGAAAAACCGAUCGCACCAACGCCAAUUAUCGAAGAAGUGCCUACUACCGAGAAGAUCAUUCAAGAAACGAAAGCAUCAGUAGAAGAACAACCGAGAUAUCCAACUGAAACAAUUUCUACUACAGAAGAAGUUCCGAAAGUGCCAACUUCAGAAGUUGAAGAAAAACAAGAAACAAAACCUACUGAAUCAAUACCAACAGUUAUUGAAGAAGAAACAGAAAAACCAUUAAUAUAUCAACCAUCAGAAGAAAAGCCUACAGUUGAUAAACUCGUCUCUGACAUAGUAACUACAACAAUUGCGGAAGGAAUAAAAACUGUUGAAGAACAAAACUUAAUCUUAACUGAAAAACCAACUGUUGAAGAAAUUAUUACAAAAGAGGAGAUAACUACAACUGAAACUAUUCCAACAGAUAAAGAAACUUCUAUUACUACAGAAGAAACUAUUCAAAAGGAUGUGUCUCCUGUAAUAGAUGAAACACAAAAACUUACUGAAAAAGUCAUUGAAGAAAAACCGAAGCCAACGACUGCAGUAAUCGAAGAAGUGACUACCACUGAAGAGACCAUUCAAGAAACAAAAGUACCAGUCGAAGAACAACCGAAAAAGCCCAUUGAAACUACUUCCACUAUAGAGGAAGUGAUUGAAAAAGCUUCAACAGUACCAACUGCAAUUACUGAGGAGAAACCAGAAACAAAACCUACUGAACAGAAAACAACAGUCGUUGAAGAAGAAAAAGAAAAACCGUUAAUAGAUGAGCGAACCGAGGAGAAACCUACAGUUGAAGGAAUUAUCUCUGACAUACCUACUACAACUAUUGAAGAAACGGUGAUCACUAAAGAAGUUAUUCAAGAAGAGAAAGUACCAGUCGAAGAACAACCAAAACAUCCAACUGAUCAAACUUUACUUGUCGAAGAAAGGAUUGAAAAAAAACCUCUUGAAGAGGUAAUUAAAACUGUUCAAGAUGAAGACAUCAUUGAACAACAAAAACCAACGAUAACCAAGACAACUGAAGAGACGUUUGUGACAGAAAUGAUCGUCCCAGUAGUACCCACUAUGGUGCCUGAAGAAGAAAUCAAAACUGUUGAAGAACAGUUAACGUCAAUUGAAAAGCCAACUGUUGAACAAACUAUCACAACAGAAGAAAUAACCACAACCGAAACUAUUCCAACAGUUAAAGAAAUUCAAGAAGAUAUGUCUCCUCGAAUAGACGAGACACCAAAACCGACUGAAAAAAUACCAAUUUCUGAAGAGCAGGCUAAAAUAAAAGAAACGAUCAAAGAGCAACAAGCAGCAACCAUGACUAUUGAAGAAGUGAUUGAAAAACAACCUGAGUUCAAACCUACCAAAGAGGAAACGACAACCUAUCAACAAGAAACGAUUAUUACAGAAGAGAAACCAGUGGCAGAUCAGUCUAUUGAAAACAUCAUUGUUGAAACACCUACUGUAACUACUGAAGAGAAAACUAUCACACUCGAAAAAGAACUGGUUUCCGAUCAAAAACCUAGUUUUGAACAAAUUGUUACAGAAGAAGAAAAAUCGAUUGUAACUACCGAACUAACGCAACCUGCAGAACUGCCAGUACAAAGAAUCGAAGAAAAUACCAAUCUAACGAUAACUGUUGAAACACCUAUCAGUAAAAACCUUGUACUAUUAAAAGAUGGUGUACCUUUGCCUGUUUCUGAACAUGUAAUAAUCACACCAAUUUCACCAACAACAACCACAAUAGAAAUUCUCAAAGCUAAGCCCGAAGAUGAAGGCGAAUAUACUAUAAUUGUCAAUGAACAAGAGCAACCAUUGGUGAAACUUGAAGUCACUCCAAAACCAGUCACCCGACAAGAAAUGCAAAUACCAAAAACACAAUUUAAUGAAAAAGAAACCCUUACUAUUGUUUGUCAAUUUGAUGCCACACCUGAAGAACCAUUUGUCUUUCUUCAUAAUGAUCAACGCAUUGUACCAGAUUUUCGUGUAACUACUACAGUAGAAAAUAAUAAAUAUACAAUAGUCGUAAAAGAUCUUCGACCAGAAGAAGAUGAAGGUGUUUAUACACUUAAAUCUGAUCAUUUGAUUCUUGAUACACCAUCAAUCACUGUUCUUCCUAAAGAAAAGAAACCACAGACUGAAAUUACAACAGUCGAAGAGGAACAAGUAAUUGUUACAACUGUACCAGAAGAACAGCAAAAACCAAAACUACAAGAGGAACAGGUAAGUUUAGUUUUCGCGAAU